UUGGCCACUGCCUGUCUGUCUAGGUGUUGGGGCGCAUACAGAUUUGGGAGGCUCUAGCGAGGGCGGUGGGUCUCAUCUUGUUACCAGAGAGGAAAUUACUUUUAACUAACUCCGCUUCAACCCCCCUUGGUUAGCUACUUUGUUGAUGCCGCGCGCGGCACGAGCAGAUGCACCAUCUCAGAACGCCAAACUGACACAGGAACAUUUUAACAGAAACUAAUUUCAUAGAGCAACAUUUUAGCCAGACUGUCUGUUCAUUACAUCGACAUAGACUACGUUUAUGAUGACAGACUCAGGUUCGGAACUGCUGAUGAACUACGGUCAGGAGACAUUACAGUUGAACAAGGAGUUGGAGCAAAUGGUAGAGACCAUGGAGAAUAUAUCAGUGCAGCUUAGUUGGAUGGCGUAUGACAUGGUGGUGCUGCGCACAGACCCAGGCCACGCCCAGGCUCUCCGUCAGCUGAAAGAGGCGCAUGACCUCUGUGAGGCAGUCGUGCACACCCAGCCCACCACCACCACCACCACCACAAUAUAGCCCUGCACUGGAGGACUAACACCACCACCACACUGUAGCCCUGCGCUGGAGGACUAACACCACCACCACCACACUGUAGCCCUGCACUGGAGGACUAACACCACCACCACACUGUAGCCAUGCACUGGAGGACUAACACCACCACUACCACCACCACCACACUGUAGCCCUGCAGUGGAGGACUGAGCUGGUGAUGUGCUGCACUCCGCUGCCCAGUCUGAAGUCCUGCUGUCGGUCUGCACAGGGGUUCAGCCCCAGGGCACAGUGCUGUUCAUUAAUAAAGUGUUUAAUGACACUCUGUUCAUUAAUUUAAGCAAUAA
Messenger RNA from Alosa alosa (allis shad), 855 nucleotides. It is a transcript of the gene syce3, whose product is annotated as synaptonemal complex central element protein 3. Gene Ontology annotation, biological process: reciprocal meiotic recombination; spermatogenesis; synaptonemal complex assembly. The record is from RefSeq and is a predicted model, not a curated record. NCBI's taxonomy places the organism in Eukaryota, Metazoa, Chordata, Actinopteri, Clupeiformes, Clupeidae. Bases 281 to 535 code for a protein of 84 amino acids. The transcript has 3 exons.